Messenger RNA from Labrus bergylta (ballan wrasse), 1763 nucleotides. The record is from RefSeq and is a predicted model, not a curated record. NCBI's taxonomy places the organism in Eukaryota, Metazoa, Chordata, Actinopteri, Labriformes, Labridae.
CUGUCCGUGUAGCUGUUUUUAAAUGUGUUUCUUGUUCUACAUUGGCGUAUUCAGUAUCGUGCGCCAUCUAGUGGCCUCAAUGAAGAACUACACCCGCAGAGUCAAGUUAGAUACACGUAGCGAAGAGAUACUUCCGUUAAACCCUUUCAAAAUAAACCUUGUAUUAAAACGGAGGGAUAUUCCAUCCUGUUCAUACUGUGACUGUAAUCUAUGGUCAGUUUGAUGAAUAAAAUGACAAAGCAUUGUAAUAGAUGAUUCCCUCCUCGCCUCCUUAGCUUUUAGUUAAACUCUGCUGGGCUCGUCAUCAACCGGAACCGGAACACGUAACAUUUUUCAUCACUGGGCGCCAUCUAGUGGACAACCCGAAAGCUACAACAACAUAAGGGGGGGAAACAUGAUGGGAGUAUGACGGCUGCCACACGGCUGAUAUCAAGGUUGACGCUGGUCACUGGAGGAGGCAGUGGGAUCGGACGGGCGGUAUGUCAGCGUUUGGCCUCUGAGGGCGCCUCCGUGGUGGUGGCAGACAUCAGCGAGGAGUCUGCCAACGAGACCAUGGUGGGUCUGCAGAAUGACCUCAGAGGACAGGGUCACAUGGCGGCUGUGGUGGAUGUGUCAUCAAAAGAGAGCGUGAAGAAGCUGGUCACCAGAAUACAGCCUCCCUCAGUGUGUGUGAACGCAGCAGGCAUCACGCAGGACCACUUCCUGCUCAACAUGGAGGAGGAUCACUUUGACAGAGUCAUCCAGGUCAACCUGAAGGGCUCCUUCUUGAUCACUCAGGCUGUGGCUCAGGCUCUGGUGGCCUGUGGAGCACCCAAAGGAUCCAUCAUCACCGUGGGCAGCAUCGUAGGAAAGUGAUCAUCCGUCCAUCCAUCCACCUUGUGCUCGUAGCCAAUAAAGGGUUAAAUGGUUCUUGGAUCCAUGUGUUUGAAUGUUCACACCAGCUGGAGGUUCACUGGUUCAGCAUUUUAAAGACAUUCACUCACACUCAUUACUUUUAGUGAUCCUUUUUUACGACUUCUUUGAUCGAAUGUCGCCUCCACAAACUCUGAAUUAUUAAUCAGUCGUCUUUAAAUCGUCUACAAAAGGUCGGAGAAAUGCACGGAUUGAAAACAAGCUGGUGAGGAUGGAAACAAUCAAAACACCAAACAUGACAGGAACCUCAAACAUGUUCACACAACCACACAGGGUUAGAAACAAACACACACCUGAAUCCUGAUUCUCUGCACCUGUUCACCUGUCACUCCCCUUUCUAGCUGCGUGUGGCUGAUUACCCAUGAUGCCCAGGUGCAAAGGUGACGUAGCAGCAGCAGCAAUAAUAACCAAACUCAGCACACACACUAUAGCACACAUCAAACUGGCUCCAACAAAUGUUUUUAUAUCAUCACAAUGUAGAUGUUACUGAACUGAGCGGCUAAUUUAAAUAUCUUUGUUCAGACGUUUCAGAACAUGUGAAUAAUCCGUCUAUAAGAUCAACAAAGUAAAGAUCAUAAAGUUUAUUGGAAUCAAACUAAAUGUUCCCACAAUGGUAGCUACAGCUGUGUAAGUGUUUCCAUGAAUGUUGAAGUGAAGAAACACACAGACAUUUGGAGUGUGAGGGACUUUAUUGAACAGAUCAUUUACAGUACAAAGGUAUGAAACAGCAGCUCAACACCACUAGUUAACUUAACCCAACACAGGAAGUGAUUCUGAGAAUUCAUCUUCCACUUCCAUUCACAAAACUCAGAGAGAAAACAUCCCUCGUUCCUGAACACGAGCAGGAAUUA